UAAAAUGAUUGGUUGGUAGUUUACAAAAACAAGAAUUCAAUUCAUUAAUCUAUUGGUCUAUGUAAUUGGUUUCAAUUUGUAAAGUAUUUAAUGUAGUUUAAAGCUGCUUAUCAAAUAAAUUUUGACAAAUUAAUCUCUACAUUAAAAAUAAAUUAUGAUGCAUCCUAUAAUUACAUCAUCACACUUUAGUAUAUUCUUAAUUGUUUUAUGUUUAACAAUGAAAAAUGUUUAUUCUAUCACAUGUUACGUAUGCGAAAAUUGUUUGAGCGUAGAUGGAAGUACUUCAACUGAAUCUGGCUGUGGAGGAUGUAUUAGAACUGGAGUGAAGGGAAUUUAUGUUAAACGACAAUGCGUUGCCAACUGUUCAGGUACUGCAGCUAAUUUCCCUAUUAAGGAUCUUUUAUCAUGUUGUACAACUGAUUAUUGUAAUCAUUCAAGACAAUUGAAACCAUUUAUUACUAUGGGUUUAAUAAUUUACUCUGCUUGGUAUAUAUUUAAUAGGUUUUAACUGAUUUAACACUUGAACUUUACAUUUUAACAAGACAAUAGGACAUAUUUUCUGAUUUGACUAACUUUAUAAUGUUGGUGAUUUUAACGAAUCCAUAUAUAUAUUCUCGAAUUGUUGUUUCAACAAUACUUUUUCGAUACAUUGCAUACUUACUUACGCCUGUUACUCC
Molecule: messenger RNA, 677 nt
Organism: Schistosoma rodhaini
Lineage: Eukaryota; Metazoa; Platyhelminthes; Trematoda; Strigeidida; Schistosomatidae
Source: the annotation of a GenBank genome assembly